Messenger RNA from Morus notabilis, 1359 nucleotides. RefSeq lists its product as uncharacterized. Bases 420 to 974 code for a protein of 184 amino acids. The transcript is spliced from 5 exons. NCBI's taxonomy places the organism in Eukaryota, Viridiplantae, Streptophyta, Magnoliopsida, Rosales, Moraceae. The record is from RefSeq and is a predicted model, not a curated record. Gene Ontology annotation, cellular component: intracellular membrane-bounded organelle.
AAGUAUCGCCUCCUCAAUUGAUCUGAAUCUGAUCUUAUUUGAGUUCGUUGAGCUUCCUCUUCCUCUGGCUGUAACAAAACGUACAAAACUGAAUCUACCUGCCUUCCAGAUUCAACUUCCCACUCUCUUCUUCUUCGUUUUUUUCUCCAAAAAAAAAAAAAAGAGAUAAAAUCGAAAUAGAAAAUUGACGAAACAUCCAAGUAAAAGAAAAAGAUUCCCAGUUCUACUCCGUGAUUCUUAAUUGUAUAUUUGUCGGAGUUUUUUUUUUUUUUUUUGGGGAGUUGUGAAAAAAAAAAAUCAAAGGCGAAUAAAAGCAAGCAAGCAAGCAAAGCAAGAAAGGAGAUUGGAAACCCUAGUUAGUUGUAACAAUAUUAGUUUUGAUUUUGAAAUUUGAUUGGAAUAAGUGAGAAUUGAUUUUGAUGGCGAAUAUUGGAUUGUCUGUUUGGUUGCAUAAGAAGAUCGUUGAUCCUCUCCUUCAAAUACUUCGCAGGGGUGCUGAGCCCAAACUGUUGGCUUCAUCUGCGGCGGUGGGCAUUACCUUGGGAGUGUUUCCCAUUUGUGGCGUCACUGUAUUUCUAUGCGGGAUGGCUAUCGCAGUUCUUGGAUCCCGUUGCCAUGCUCCUACUGUGAUGCUGGCAAAUUUUAUUGCCACCCCAAUAGAGCUGAGCCUGGUGAUACCUUUCUUGCGCUUUGGUGAAGUGAUCUCUGGCGGAUCUCAUUUUCCUUUGACAUCUGAUGCUUUGAAGAAAGUUUUAACUGGUCAAGCAUCUCGUGAUGUCCUGCUAAGUAUUGCUCAUGCGUCUCUGCAGUUGCUUGGAUGGCUUGUUGCUGUGCCUUUUAUUUUGGCGGCAUUGUACAUAUUAUUUUUACCAUGUUUCAAGAUCUUGGUCCGCAAGUUCAGUGCCCUUCCUUCAAGCCCAAAGAAACCACUCCAUUCGCAUUCGGAAGUGAAGCUUAAGGUAAGGGAUGUCUGAGCAGCUUCGCAAAAAAGUAACUAGAUGCUUCACUCGUCCCUUGGGCUUGAAGGGGAAAACUGGAUUAUGUGUUUAUAAUGCCACAUGUACAUAGAACAUUGUUGUACUUUCUACUCAGUAUGUCGUAUAAGUGUCAUGCUUAUUCGCAUUCAACCAAAAUGUUGUUGGCCUUUACACAGAAAAUUCAUGAAAAUACACAGAUGAUUGGUUUAACUGUUUUGGCUGGAUACUGAUUGCUGAUACAUGUUCAGGUAGGAUUUUUGCUGAUUUUUCAUGGGCGUUUUAGCACUUGUGCCUCUUGAUGUUCUUGUGAUUUGGCACUUUCAUCUUUGAAAUGUUUCGGGGGGGCAGAAGUGCUUAAAACCCUUUCCAUGCUACUGGUUUA